AUGGGCACCGAAUACAACCCAAUUUACACGCCUUUGAAGGACCCGGAUAACUACUUCCGGCUCUUGAAGCUUGAUGAAGCCUCCGACCAAGACGAAGAGAAGCUCAGUGGUGUAUUGAUUCAACUGCCUCGGGGAGACGCGCCUUAUUACCACCCAAUAUCAUAUACAUGGGGAAUCGAGAAGCCUGCCGCCGAGAUAUUGCUCAGGCACUCGGAGGAGGCUGAACAGUCGCACCCCUUUCUCAUGAGACCAAACCUCAAAGUAUUACUUCAGCAUGCGCGUCGCUCCUUCAAGAAUCGGGUCAUUUGGGUCGAUGCAAUCUGCAUCAAUCAGGAUGACACGGUUGAAAAGGGUCACCAGGUCCGGACAAUGGACAAGGUGUAUCGUGGGCAAAACACUUUUGUCUGGCUUGGAGAACCCUCUCACAACAGCGACUUGGCGUUGGAUCUGAUUGAUCGGUUCGAAGCUCACCUCGAGAAGCUCGAUCGAUCUCAUAUCACAAAUCUUUUCCAGUCCAAGAGCGCUCAGUAUCUAGCCGACCGAGCUGAGGCAACUCGCAAGUUCACCCAGGCUUGCGACGAAUUCUUAAUGUCUCCUACAAACACGGACGAAUGUUGGGUGGCUAUAUACGACUUCUUCGCUCGCCCGUGGUUCACGCGUCGCUGGGUCGUGCAGGAAUUUGCUUUAUCGGGCCAUGUUGACUUCUGGAUUGGCAGUCGCAAAAAGUGUCUGGAAUAUGUGAACAUUCUUAGCAUGAAGCUGAAGGAGAAUCCAUACCAUCGUGUUAAGGGCCAUCAGAGACACAACGUUUGGGAACGCAUACCAGGGCAUGCCAACGUGUUACCGUCCAUGGAUGUCGAUCCUGUUGAUUCAAUCUAUCGCCUCACCAGUACCCAGAAGGCGAUACAGAAAGGAAAAACCAUCGAACUGUCGUUGGAAAAGCUUUUGGACGACUUUGCUGGUUUCGCAUGUUUUGACCCCCUUGAUGGCGUGUAUGCUUUGUUGUCCAUGGCAUCUGAUGUCAACAUGUCAGAUUGGUUACCGGACUAUAGUCCGACAGCAACAGUGGCUGAUCUCUAUCGCAAGGUCUCGUUGCAAAUUAUGAAAAGAACCGGGUCUGAGGAUAUCAUAUGCCACUGUGCAGAUGACAAAUCCCGACAAAUGAUUGAGUCCCUCAAGUCUGGCUGGACCCCAUGGUUUGCCCCCCGGGACGAAACCUUCAGGAAUGAAAACAAUGUCCGUGUAGACAAAAAUACUUCAGAUGAUAAUGAGCCCUCUGAGAGCUUUGUUUGCCGGAUACUUGGUUAUAAGCGCAAUUCGCUAACGACAUUUGGCCAGCCUCUCCGGCGUUUGCCGCUUGAUCACCCGGAGCGCGUUGAGGCCGACAAUAUUUUGUGUGAUGGAUGCGACAAGAAGAUUGAAGGCGCAGGCGUUCGGUGCCAAGAUUGCAGUGGUCACUUUGACUAUUGCUUUGACUGUGCUAAAAUGUCGGACAUGACUCACGACCCUCUUCAUCACUUCAAACUCCACAAUGGAGCGGUUUACUAUGCUUUCAAUAUCUCCUCGAGCCUCUUGCAUGGUUUCCAUGAUGAUAUUGAUACUUGCUCAUUCUUUCCUGGUCUGGGAAGAUUUGUGGAUACCAUUAAAGCAAUUGCACCUUGCGAACCACCCUCGGCGCUGCGUCACGGAAAGGGAAUCACAAUCCGACUCCCUUGGGAACAAUGGAUUCGGAUGCCUGGGAUGGAGCAUCACGUCGACAAUGAUGGCUGCCCUAGCGAUCACUUGCUCAGAGCCAUGACUGGGAAUAGGAGAAUAGUUGGGGACCGUGUACGCCAUGUUACCAAUUCUUGGCUUAGUGACGCCCGGAGAGCCUUUCGGGCAUCGUUCGUGGAGAAACACGGCCAGCAGGAGAAAAAUAAACGUGCAUCUCUACCUUUGAGUCAUUUUGGCCAAGAAGCCCUUUGCUCCAUGGGAUUCAUGCUUUCAGGGAGUCGACAGUUUGCCACAACAACCACGUCCUUUGGUCUUGUGCCCAUCAGAUCGUGCGCUGGUGAUCGGAUUGCCAUACUCGUUGGUUGCACAGUUCCUGUCGUCCUGAGAAAGAUGACCACGGCCAAUGGUCUAGAUUUAUGGGCGCUAAUCGGAGAAUGCUACAUAGAUGGGAUGAUGGAAGGAGAGUUGAGUCAUAAACUAGAUAAAGAUUUUGACAAGAUUCUACUGUACUAG
Messenger RNA from Pestalotiopsis fici W106-1, 2226 nucleotides. RefSeq lists its product as uncharacterized. The coding region runs from base 1 to 2226 and encodes 741 amino acids. The record is from RefSeq and is a predicted model, not a curated record. The transcript has a single exon. Lineage: Eukaryota; Fungi; Ascomycota; Sordariomycetes; Amphisphaeriales; Sporocadaceae.